Drechmeria coniospora is the source of this 900-nucleotide messenger RNA. RefSeq names its product RTA1 like protein family. Gene Ontology annotation, cellular component: fungal-type vacuole; plasma membrane. The transcript is spliced from 2 exons. The coding region runs from base 1 to 900 and encodes 299 amino acids. NCBI's taxonomy places the organism in Eukaryota, Fungi, Ascomycota, Sordariomycetes, Hypocreales, Ophiocordycipitaceae. The record is from RefSeq and is a predicted model, not a curated record.
AUGUCGGUCCCUCCCGGCGUCGAGACCUUCGGGCCCGACUCCCCCUGCACCCUUGACACCUGCCCCGUCGAGUGGAGCAUCUACGGGUACCGGCCGUCGCUCGCCGCCAACGUCACUUUCCUCGUCCUCUUCGCCCUCGUCGGCCUCGUCCACAUCUAUCUCGGCUGCCGGUGGAGGAGCUGGGGCUUCAUGGUCGGCAUGAUCCUCGGCUGCCUGAGCGAGAUCAUCGGCUACGCCGGCCGCAUCAUGCUCUGGAGCAACCCGUUUUCCUUUGUCGGCUUCAUGAUCCAAAUCAUUUGCCUCACCAUCGCUCCCGUCUUCUUCACCGCCUCCAUCUACGUCACCCUCUCCAAGGCCAUCAUGUACUUCGGGCCCGACCUGUCGCGCUUCAAGCCCCAGCUCUUCUACUGGAUCUUCAUCCCCUUCGACAUCGUCUGCCUCAUCCUGCAGGCGACGGGCGGCGCCAUGUCGACCAACUCGGACGGCCAGGACAACACGGGCGUCGACAUCUCCAUGGCCGGCCUCGCGCUGCAGGUCAUCGUCCUGACGGCCUUUGUCGUCUGCUUCGCCGAUUACAUGAUCCGCUACUGGCGCUCCGGCCGCACGGCCGCCUUCACCUGGCGCAUCAAGGCAUUCUUCGCCGGCCUCUCGGUCGCCAUCACCUUGAUCCUCGCCCGUUGCGCCUACCGCGUCGCCGAGCUGCGCGACGGCUACCGCGGCGAGCUGAUCAAGGAGGAGGUCCCCUUCAUCAUCCUCGAGGGCGUCUUCAUCGUCCUCGCCUCCAUGGCCCUCUUCUUCGGCCACCCCGGGUUGGUCUUCAAGCGCGACGAGCCGGCCAAGGCCGACAACGAGAGCGGCGGGGGCACGCCCGAGCAGAAGCAGGAGGUUUCCACAAGCUGA